AUGAGUAACGCUUCUUCUUCCGCGUGUCAAUUUGAUGGUGAUGAGAAGUACCCUGCUUCAUUUGACUUUGAAUCCGAGCACCCAUCGUUCAAGAGGCACGCAAAUCCAUCGACACUUUCGAAUUCGAGGGCACAGGUACUGAACGAUGCGAGGACCCGCUAUUUCAAGACUCAACUCUGCAGAAGGUUUAGACAGGGAAUUUGUACACUUGGGUCCGAUUGUAGUUUUGCUCAUAGCGUUGGAGAGCUUCGAAGGCAAGAAUUGGGUAAUGACGAUAGAAGAUUACAGGAGUCCAAACUAUGCAGAAUGUUCUAUCAAGGGCAACAAUGCUAUUAUGGAAACACCUGCCGUUUCCUUCAUACAAGACCUGGCAGUGUGAAUUCUAGAGGCAAUGCAACAGUAGAAGUAAUUCCUACCGGACACGGUAAAAGAAAAUAUGAUCAAGUAGAAUCCCAGAGCGGGUUUGAUGAGAGUUCUGAUGCUGAGUUGAAUCCUAGGAGAGAGCCGCUGAAAACGAAGCUGUGUAUCAAGUGGGACAUGAAAGGACAUUGUCCGUAUGGACGUAUGUGUCGCUUUGCUCAUGGGCAAGCCGAAUUAGGGAAGACUGAUGGCUACUCAACUGCUGAAGGAAGGGUAGUGCGAACUUCUGCUACUGCUACUACAAAAGUGUCGAGUGGUGUAGUAUCAACCAGUAGUUUGCUUCAAAAUUUGAAAGAAUCAUUUUCAGGAAAUUACAAAUUCAACAGAAAUGAACUACACAGGAUCAGUCGCAUCUAUGCUGAUUGGAUUUAA
Neltuma alba is the source of this 792-nucleotide messenger RNA. RefSeq names its product zinc finger CCCH domain-containing protein 56-like. The record is from RefSeq and is a predicted model, not a curated record. The coding region runs from base 1 to 792 and encodes 263 amino acids. NCBI's taxonomy places the organism in Eukaryota, Viridiplantae, Streptophyta, Magnoliopsida, Fabales, Fabaceae. Gene Ontology annotation, molecular function: metal ion binding; mRNA binding. The transcript is spliced from 2 exons.